AUGAAACAACUUUUUUCCACAAGCAAAUGGUUUUGGGUCCUCUUCAUAUUUGUUGUAGUUACAGCAAAUGCAGAAGACCUUACAAGCUCACUAUGCAACACAUGCACUCCCAUAUGUUCAACACCGCCAUCUCCUACAACGUCCAAACCUCCGCCGCCAUCUUUCCCAUCCAAACCAUCACCAAUAUCUCCUCCACGUGUUCCUCCUUCCAAGUCACCGCCAACAUUAACUCCUAUCCACAAUGUUCCACCUCCACCAAGAUUUUAUUACUUUGAUUCGCCGUUUGCUAUAUCUCCACCUAUGGCAAAGUCAUUUCCACCACCAUCUUAUGUCUCAUCGGGUGGCAAUAACAACGAUGAUGCUCCACCAUCUCCAAGAUUCAUGUACUUCCCUUCCACACCUGCGGCUGGUAAUAAUAUUGGACAAAAUAAUUAUCCAUAUCCGUAUUACAUGUAUGAUUCAAAGGCUGCUGCUUCCUUGUCUGUACGAUUUUUGUGGGUUGUAACGUUGUUGUUAUGUUUACAUGUCACACUUAUUGUUUGA
Erigeron canadensis is the source of this 543-nucleotide messenger RNA. RefSeq names its product leucine-rich repeat extensin-like protein 5. The transcript has a single exon. Lineage: Eukaryota; Viridiplantae; Streptophyta; Magnoliopsida; Asterales; Asteraceae. Bases 1 to 543 code for a protein of 180 amino acids. The record is from RefSeq and is a predicted model, not a curated record.